CGCUAUCAUGGCUUCUUCCAAACACGAUAUACUAAAGGCGCCUCCGAAAGGCUUGACCUUCGAUGUCUUUGGCACUGUAGUUAACUGGAGGAAGACGGUUACCAACACGCUCAUUUCCAGUGCUGCUGCCAAGGUAUCUUCAUCCUCGGGCUCAGGAGACUUGUCCCCAGAAGUUUGGACCCAGCUAUCGAAACUCACGGAUGAAGAUUGGGCUCAAUUUGCACAAGAAUGGCGAAACAGCUAUAAAAAAUUCGUGAAGGAAUUUGUCCCUGGACAAACCGAAUGGCGUGACAUUGAUACUCAUCACCACCUUAGUCUCAUUGAUCUGCUGAAGAAAUGGAAACUCGAGGGCCUGUAUACAGAGGAAGAGGUGCACCAUCUGAGUCGGGUCUGGCAUUCUUUGGACCCUUGGUCUGACUCGUCGGAAGGCAUCCAGAAACUCAACACAAAGUUCAUCACAUCGACCUUGUCGAACGGUAAUCCAUCAUUGUUGAAAGACUUGGACAAGCAUGGAGAUCUCGCGUUCACAAAGCUGCAGUCAUCCGCGGACUUCAAGGCGUAUAAACCACAUCCCAGCGUCUACAAGGGUGCGGCUAAGGCCAUGGGACUCGAUCCUGCAGACGUUGCAAUGGUUGCAGCGCAUCUGAGUGAUCUGAAGGCUGCGAGCGCUUGUGGUUUCAGAACAAUCUAUGUCGAGAGGGAGCGGGAGGAAGAUUGGAAGCCUGAGCAGGAGGAGUACAAGGACGCCAAAAAUUGGGUAGAUAUGUGGGUUAAAGAAGAAGAGGACGGGUUCGUGGAGGUUGCACGGAGAUUUGGCAUCAACUGAGGGACAGAGUACAGGAAUUUAUCCACCACGUCUUGGGUAACUGAUUACAAAUUGAGCAUUCAUGAAUUCAUGAAUUCAUCUUCCUCUGUAUGUCCUGUUAAGGUGCAGCGAAAGAGCUGUCAUAUUUCGAACCUGUUGAAGAGAAUAUUCCACAAUCUCUUACAAACAUCGGGGUUGAACCUGGAUCGCGCAGAUAGCAUCUUGCUUGAUUACAUGGCACCUAAUACCAGUACUGC
This is a messenger RNA of Amorphotheca resinae ATCC 22711, 1062 nucleotides long. RefSeq lists its product as hypothetical. Gene Ontology annotation, molecular function: hydrolase activity, acting on halide bonds, in C-halide compounds. The coding region runs from base 8 to 826 and encodes 272 amino acids. NCBI's taxonomy places the organism in Eukaryota, Fungi, Ascomycota, Leotiomycetes, Helotiales, Amorphothecaceae. The transcript has a single exon. The record is from RefSeq and is a predicted model, not a curated record.